AUGAACUCACCAAAACCACCGAAAAACCCCCGAAAUUCGCCGAAAAAAUCGGUGGAAUCGGCGAAAAAUAAAGAAAGAGGUCAACCGAGGAAAUCGCAAGCGGCGAAGCCAAUAGAAUUGUUCGUAGAAACCGCGAGAAGUCGGAUAGGAUUCCCGAAAAAAGGUCCAGGGCGAAAAUCGAGAUAUACGUCUAUAUGCCUCUACGGAUGCGCCUUUAAUCCAUAUGCCUAUCCAGAACACAAUCAAUUGGUUGCAGUCUGUGGAGAGACAAAUGUCCACGUAUUCAAAAUCACCGACGCUGACAAGCUCGAACACAUCUGGGCGACCUCUUUCGAGCCAUUAGGAAUAGCUACAGAUCGCAAGGAGAUUCUCUACUCGGUCGCUUGGGCCUAUGACACCUAUGAGGCUGAUCAUCAUCGUCCCGCCCAUAAAAUCGUCGCUGGAGGCGUUCUGGGACAUGUAUAUGUCAUCGAUUUGAAGACCAAGAAUUUGGAUAAUACCCUCCGAAGCUUCGGCGGCGAUAUCAACGACAUUCGUGUGAAUCCCGCCGAUUCGAACCUCAUCGCGUGCGCUUCCGGCGAUCAAUCGAUUCGAAUUCAUCAUAUCAGAAAUCAGUCAUGCCUUAUCACCAUCGGCGGACCUCUGAGUCAUCCGUCAGCUGUUCUCUCAGUGGACUGGAACAGCGAUGGUAACACUCUGAUCACUUGCGGAUUCGAUCAUCAACUCAUGUCGUGGGACCUAUCCGUCAAUCCAGCCAAAGAAUGGCUCGAUAAGACGUGUGACGAGCUGAAGAAUGGAAAAAAGAAUAUAUUUUUCCAGUCUAGCAGUGACGGAGACAGAUCGACAAAUAAUAUAAAAAUCACGAAAAAAAUCGGCGAGGAUACUGACAAGGCGUUUCUGAAGGAGGUUCAAGAAGAAUUGCAUCGUCCACACGAUAACACCCUCAAUAUCUAUGCUCCAUCUGCUGUAAUCACUGAUCUCCACUCGGACUACAUGGACUGUGUUCGCUUCUUGCUCGAUUCCGAGCUAUUCCUAUCCAAAGGUAGUGGAUGUGACCCCCAUUUGAAUAUUAGUCGAUUUGGAUUACCCAAAGGCAUCAAAACGUUCCCAGAGAGAAGAUCCGUCCUAGAACCUGAGCAAUCUGUGACCAAUUACGCGUGGUACAAGAAUCCAGAAGGAUGGUCAUGGUACCAUAAGUGUGCCAUUGAUCCGAUGAGAAAGUUUAUCGGUUGCGCUGGAUCCGGUGGAACGCUGUUCUUUUUUAAAAUUGAGGCCGAGGCGCCGACGGCUGAAAAUCAUGAACCAGUGCACAAAUUGAAGUUAACCGACGGCGGAAACGUUCGAAAUGUGGAUUUCUCGCCGUGUGGCCGUUAUGUCGUCGCAACGACUUCUGAUGGAUACGUCGUUCGAAUGGACAGAAUGCUCAGUGACGAUGUGAGGAUUUUUCGAAACGAUCCGGAUUUUUCAUUUUUGAGCUAUCGAAAAACCGAUUUUAAGGGGUUUACCCUUCAAAAUAUGCCCAGAAAAUCGCUAAUCAUGUCGUCAUCCCCAUCAAAAUCGUCUCCAGUUGCUCCCCUCACGAUCACCAAUUAUAGCUUCAUUCUCGCCGCCGAUAAUCACCUCCAAAAUGACCAAAAGAAGACGUUUCUCAAUGUAGAAUACGAGUACCAAAAUUCCACGCAUCACGCCCAGAUUCCAAUGCACAAGGACGAAUUUGCUGAAAUUCGAGGCGAUUUGAAUUCCAGUCGAAUUGUGGACCUGCUGAAAUCGAAACACUAG
Molecule: messenger RNA, 1779 nt
Organism: Caenorhabditis briggsae
Lineage: Eukaryota; Metazoa; Nematoda; Chromadorea; Rhabditida; Rhabditidae
Exons: 10
Coding region: 1-1779 (592 amino acids)
Biological process (GO): negative regulation of transcription by RNA polymerase II
Cellular component (GO): ESC/E(Z) complex
Molecular function (GO): protein binding; nucleosome binding
Source: RefSeq, a predicted model, not a curated record